Messenger RNA from Letharia lupina, 1755 nucleotides. RefSeq lists its product as uncharacterized. The transcript is spliced from 3 exons. Bases 1 to 1755 code for a protein of 584 amino acids. The record is from RefSeq and is a predicted model, not a curated record. NCBI's taxonomy places the organism in Eukaryota, Fungi, Ascomycota, Lecanoromycetes, Lecanorales, Parmeliaceae.
AUGGAAAAGCUACCUGUGGAAGUACACACGCUCGUUGCCAAACAAGUCACAUCGCGCAAUGAUCUUGCGUCUCUACGCGGCGUCUCAAAACACUGGAGAGAUGUCACUUCUCCCGUUCUAUUCGAGACCUUGGUCAUCGAAACAAAUGAAUGGCGUAUGGGAAAACUAGACUGGAGGCCUUACGACUCUUUGAAAGAAACGACGUUCGAGUGCCUCCAUUUGGUCAGGCAUUUCAAGAUACAUGCAGUCUUCCAUAGCAGACUCGAAGAUCGUUGCCCUCACGGCGUUUUUCCAGGAGGCAAAUAUGAGUGGGAAGAAGAUGGUGUUGACGCGUUGAGAAUCGAGAUGUUGCCCUUACUAGCGCAGCUCAAACCUAGGGCUCUCCGUAGCUUUCGUUGGGAUCUAGGGUGUUGUAUGCCCAAAGAAAUACUUGGAGUUGAUGGCCAUCUACAACGAGAGCAGCCGGAGAUCGAGUCACUAUCCCUCAAUACAGGAGCUCCGACCGACAGAAACUUUGUGUUUAAAGAUGGAGACUACACCAUUCCACCACCAGCGCCUCUGAUGCUUGAUGGCUUUCGACGUCUUCGAAGCUUCUCCUGGACAGGUGCUAGACUGGCAUCAGAGUUAGAGUCCUUGCGUGUCUUUCUUGCGGCAAACAGAAGUAUCCUCGAAACGCUGGAAUUGGACUUCAUUGAUCGGAAUUCAGUGAACCAUGCCUGUCAAACACGGCUGGCGAGUGACGACCCCCGCGUGUUUACUACACACGUCUUACCUCUUUCGCCAGAUCCAUCCAUCAACUCCUUUCCCGCGCUUACCACUCUCUCGCUCUCGGCCGUCUGUCUGCCGUUGAACCUUGAUGCGACCGUUUUGGCAUUCGACUUCGGCCGACUACGCGCUUUGAAAAUCCACAGGUGCAAAGACACACACCUUCUACUACGAGCUAUCGUCCAUGCUGCCCAGUCCCUCAAGCUCGAAUCCCUAGACCUUAUGAUGGAGGACUUCGCUACCAAACAGGAUUGGGGAGGUUCAGGCUUGACAGCAUUUCUACAGUCGUUCAACAGCCUCCAGCAACUGUACCUCUCGAUUACGCCAUCAGGGGAGAUAACGACAGAACAAUAUUUCGAGUCGAUACUAUGCCAUGCGUCGACCAUGAAGAGACUAGUGUACCACGAAAUGGCCUUCUAUCACCCGGAGUCUGAAUACCCGACUCAAGAUAAAAAUCUGACUCUCGCAACCCUAGAUUUGGGCUACGGUUCGACAGGGGCGAUGCACCGUUUUAUGCAACAGUCAGGUCUUGAGAGCUUGGGAUGCUGCGACUCGCUCUCUCAGCUACGACAAAUACUGGAGUCUUGCACCUCUACGCAGAGCUUGAAACUUCUCCAUAUCAGACGUUCGAAGUAUGGUUUUGAACCAUUGCUCCGAGACGACAUGAUUCAAUGGACCGUGAAGGGGGUUGUUGAGCCCGUGGGGCCGGAGAAUCACUCGGCGCAAGCCAUCGCGAAUUUUGAGCUGUUCGACUUCGUCCGGUGGGCUUUCGGUUCCAGAGGUUUAUCGAAGCUCCGGAUCUUGGCGUUUGGAGACUUUUCCUAUGAUGGCCGCUUCGGGGACAAGCGCCUUUUGUUCUGCAGGCAGCGUAUAGGUUCACCCCAUGGAUUUCGGCUGGCAUCAAGGGAAAACGUGAUCAGUCUGGGCGGCAUCGAUGAACCUUUUGACUUCCUCUGCGCUUGUCCUAAUGACCCGCUCUAUCCAAAAUAG